Ogataea haglerorum is the source of this 621-nucleotide messenger RNA. RefSeq lists its product as uncharacterized. The record is from RefSeq and is a predicted model, not a curated record. Gene Ontology annotation, molecular function: 3-demethoxyubiquinol 3-hydroxylase activity. Lineage: Eukaryota; Fungi; Ascomycota; Pichiomycetes; Pichiales; Pichiaceae. Bases 1 to 621 code for a protein of 206 amino acids. The transcript has a single exon. Gene Ontology annotation, cellular component: mitochondrial inner membrane. Gene Ontology annotation, biological process: ubiquinone biosynthetic process.
AUGAACAGGCUCAUUUUUAGGCGAUUUCAAAGUACGCAUAAAGCUCUCUCACCAGCUCAAAAGGCAUAUCUGGACCGGGUGAUCCGCGUUGACCAGGCUGGAGAGCUUGGAGCGGAUUUGAUCUACGCAGGUCAAUAUAUGGCACUGUCGCACAAGCCUGCACUCAAGCCCGUGCUGAGACACAUGUGGGACCAGGAAAUACACCAUCACAACACUUUCAAUCGUUUGCAGGUUGAGCACAGAGUGCGUCCCUCGCUGCUGACCCCAGCCUGGAAAGUAGGUGCGUUUACAAUGGGACUUUUCACGGGUUUGCUUGGUAAAGAAGGUGCAAUGGCUUGCACUGAGGCCGUGGAAACUGUCAUUGGAAACCAUUACAACCAGCAGCUACGUGUGCUUGCCAAUAGAUUCCAAGACAUCGAAGAGAUAGAUAGCGAUAAAACAUCGGAUUCAGCGGAUAUUAGGAGCCUGAAGGAAACUAUAAAAGUGUUUAGAGAUGAAGAGCUCGAGCAUUUGGACACAGCAAUUGAGCACGACUCAAAAAAGGCUAGGCCAUACUGGUUGUUGACAGAAACCAUUAAACUCACAUGCAAAGCUGCCGUCUGGACCGCAGAGAGGAUCUGA